AUGGACGAGAACUCAGGACGAGAACUCAGGACGAGAACUCAGGACGGGAACUCAGGACGGGAACUCAGGACGAGAACUCAGGACGGGAACUCAGGACGAGAACUCAGGACGGGAACUCAGGACGGGAACUCAGGACGAGAACUCAGGACGGGAACUCAGGACGAGAACUCAGGACGGGAACUCAGGACGGGAACUCAGGACGAGAACUCAGGACGGGAACUCAGAACGGUAACUCAGGACGAGAACUCAGGACGGGAACCCAGGACGAGAACUCAGGACGGGAACUCAGGACGAGAACCCAGGACGAGAACUCAGGACGGGAACUCAGGACGCUAG
Molecule: messenger RNA, 336 nt
Organism: Knipowitschia caucasica
Lineage: Eukaryota; Metazoa; Chordata; Actinopteri; Gobiiformes; Gobiidae
Source: the annotation of a GenBank genome assembly